UCUACAAAAUAAUGACAAAGUUUACCUUGAGUCUACUCGGUACAGUCAUAUUUAUGUCAAUAAGAUAUAGUACUAAUGAAGAUUCUAAUUAUUGUAAAGUUUGUGAUUUUGCUACUGUUAUAUACGCAGAUAUAUCUGAAAAACCUCCCUAUCCACCACCACUUACAACUCAUACUGCUGCUAUAGAAACUACCAUUACUACUACAGGUUGUCCAAAAACUGAGUCUAAUUUUUCCCCUGAACCUUAUACUUCUGUUCUGACAUGCCCAUCAGUAAACCAAACUGUAACAGAGCUAAAUCAAACAAUAGUUUGGCCAGAAACAUUGAAAAAUGAGUACACAGCCUCCGAUCCAAUUUGCUUAGAUAACACGUUCAGAGUUGUAAAGAGGCAAUGUGAAGAAAAUGAUUGGGGCUCUGAACCAGACUGUCCAAAAAUUCAACAUCAAAUAAAUCCUUGCCCACCGGGUCUUACUUCUCACAAGUCUAGAUACUGCAUUGAAACAGUUAAAGAAACUACUUUUCCUCCCAAUUGUAAAUACGCAAAUAGAAUUCCAUGGGAUGAUGUGGUGCAGAUUUUCAAAUUUUCAGUUCCUGUUUGGAUGCCUGUUAGAAGAAAUGUCUCUGAUCAGCUUGGAAUUGAUGUUUAUCGCUACAUUGAACCAACUUACAAGUACAAAAUACCAUAUCAGCUCUGCACUGAUAGCUGUAAAACCUUAUUUUACAAUGGUACAUUCACAGAUAAGGAAUGUUUAAUCUAUCAUAAUACUUCCUAUGUAGAAGCCGUCAGUUGCGAUGACAAAUAUACAGGAAUAUGUGUUUAUGAUGCUGUACCUCAUCAGAAGACCAGUUUAUGUCAAAAUCUUCAACCAGGAUGUCAACCUGGUGAUUUUCAAGGAAAUUCCGUAUGUUUUUGUGAAACCGAGAGUCGGAUGGUUGGUGAUCAAGUUUUGGCAGAAUUUCUUUCCCCAUACCAGAAUCUGUUAUUUACAAAUUCUUGCAGAAUUGGGUUGCAAAACAGAAUGGAAUCUGAUACACCUUUCAUAUGGCAUAACUCCUUAACACCUUUAAAUUAUUCUUAUUGGUCUCCUGAAGUCGAGUAUAAUAAUCAGUUUGGGGUAUUUACCAGUAGAGGAUGGAUUUUAGCUGAAAGCUCCGAUACACCUUGCUCUUUUUAUGAAUUAAGUAUAUCGCCAGAAGAAGGAAUAAUUGAGCUAGCAGAAGAAGAUUCUUAUAGCACUUUAUACUUACGAAUAUCCAAAUAUAAAAACUUCCUAUUUGGAGAAGAUGAGAAGCCUCAAGCUUAUUGUUUUACCAACUCGGGUGCAAAAACUAUUAUUGCCCCAAUAGAAAACUUUACUACGACUCAAAACACAAGUGAUACAGACUAUAUGAUAACGUUUAAUGGCUUAGAUCUAGAUCAGUCAGGACCAGGUUACUAUUGGUGUGAAGCAUUCUUAUACCCUGAUUUAAAAAUUGUGUCAUCUAAAGUGAUAUUGCUUAAAAACUUUAAAGCUGAAUAUGUGGCAAUUUUUAAAAUGAAAAACUAUGAGCAUAAACUAUCAUCAUUUCCACUGACACCAGAGAACUUGGAAACACUGCAGAACUUAUUCCGAAACGAGAUUCCUUCUACCACUACCUUCUAUCCAAGGAUUUUUAAGAUUAAUGCAAUUGAUGAAGAAAAAAAGGAGUUAAAUAUUACUUUUCAUCUGACCUCCUCAGAAGCUACCGGUAGCAGUGAGGAAUUUGAAUUAUUAAGAAAUAUCGCAAAAUCUCAAAUAUUAUUUUCUUUUUUGGAUUUUCGAAAAGUGGAUUAUUGCCCUAAUAUCACCACCUGGCAUAUGGGCACGAAUAUUAAUUGGCCUGGAGUAAAAAUAGGAUCUAAAACUCAUCCGUCCACUGGUUAUUGUGUAACAUUUAACGUUACUUUAAUUCAGAAAAGUUGCACGGGAAAUUUUAUAGAUGGAGCUUAUUGGGUUGACGUUAAAGACUUAUGCCAAUUUUAUCCAAAAUCUGAAGUAACUGAGGACUUACUAGAUAUUUCAAGCAAAACAGAUGAUGAUCAAUUUGAAGAUGCUUUGAACAGGUUACUUACAAAAGUAAAGGAAUAUUUUAAUGUAUUUAAUACUUUGGAUUUGGUUAUUACAGUGAACUUCCUUAGGGAUAUUUCUCUCAAGAAGCCAAAUAUUGAAACUUUUUCUGGUGUUAUAAACUCUCUAAUGGAUAUCCAAAGAAUAGUCCUAGUCAGUGCCCAAUUAAAUUUUAAAUCAACCGACAUUCUUCUUCAGAUAAUCGACCAAACGUUAAAAAAUGGUGAUUUUGAAGAAAGCAAACACUCAAAUUUUGCAGUUAAAUUAAUUAACGUUGCCGAAUACAAUGCACGGGGCAUUCAAAUUUACAAUUGCACCGACAACAAAAACUGCAACAUAAGAAUUUCUGAAAGUUCAAGCAUUUUGAGUCAAGAAGAUGCGGUGGCUGCUGUAGUUCUCAGUGAUGAGCUUUAUAAUCAAAUUAUUACUUACAGUCAAACCAACGCUAGUUAUAUUCCCAAACUGAUCCUAUCCGUGUACUAUGGAUCAAAUUUAUUCAUUGAACUGGAUAGUACCAAAUCCUCUACUUUAGUGUUUGGAAUACAACUACCAGAUUUUCCAGAAACCUUCGAAGGCCCUAUAUCCAUUUAUUAUUAUGCCAAUAUUAAUGCGUAUUCAACUCUCUAUAACUGCUCUUACUGGCAAUUUAAUCUUACUGAAAGUGGAUCCUGGGUUAUAGAAGAUACACAAAGAAUAAAUGAAGCUGUUGCUUGUAAUUUUUAUCACUUGACCAACUUUAGAACUCCUUUUAUCGUUGAGAGUAUAGUUGAAAACGAAACUAUACAUAAAGUAAACAUUACUACCAAAGACCCAUGCAAAAAUACUUAUUUGGGCAAGUUUUUAAAUAGAUUUUGCGUUACUAACAACUUUACAUUUAUCUCUGAAGACUUUAUAUUAACUCCAUCCAAAUCAGUUAAGAUGGUCUUGGGUCAGUUGAAAAAUACUGGAGUUUCAGGUUUAACUAUUAAUGAUAUAUUGGAGUUGGUCAACAUAAUGACGAAAAGUUAUAAGAGUUUAUCAAAGUUCGAUCUAUUUGUUGUCAUGGGAUUCAUGGAAGAAUUGAACAAUAUUACUGGAAAUGAGACAGUAAAUUUAACUCAGUUGAUAGGUGUUAUGGAUAAUAUAAUGAAGGUUCCAGCAGCAACCAUCUAUGAAGCACAAAAAAGAUUUAAAUUUGUGGAUACCCUAAUAGAUACAGUAGAACAAACCAUAAUCAAGGCAGAUGUAGGACACCAGUCUGGAUGCAAUUUUGCUAUCAAGAUUCUAGAAAUCACUAAGAACAUUAGCGGUUUAACACUAAGUAAUUGUUCAGUAAAUUUAACUUAUUGUGUUAUGAAUGACAGCCAAUGGCUUCAAGGAUAUGAGAAUUUUACCACUAUAGAUACGAUAAUAAUGUUAUCACCGGUUUUACAUAAUCAAAUUUUAAAUUAUGCUAAAAAGAAUUAUGCAAAUUAUCACCCCAAAAUGGCUGUAUCGCUUUAUUUACCAAGUAAUCUGUUUAUCAGCUCAGAUAAUGUCACAAGUAAUCCUAAAUUGGUUUUUAGUAUCUUGCUUCCAGGUUUUAACGAAACCUUUAAAGGGCCUGUCACUAUAAUGUAUACUAAAAAUGUAGCCACUGUUAAGUAUAAUUGCUCUUAUUGGAAAUACAAUAGUACUCUUAAAGGUUAUUGGGAGGUUGAGAGCAGUAACACCAAGGACCAGCACGUUGUUUGUGAGUUUUAUCAUCUUACUACAUUUGCUAUAUCUUUAAUGCAACCUAGUGCUUCAACAAAUAAUCACGCUUUGCAAACGUACUUGGGUGAUAUGCCUGAAAAACACUUUAUGAAUUACGUUAACUUGCAACGCAAAGCAUUUAGUCAUAUUGCAACAAACAGUUUAUAUCUAUCCUCUAAAAUGUGUUUUGUAAAUUUUGUCACUUCCGCUUUUAAUUUGGAACAAGAUACGACCUCAUUUUAUAGGAACAAAUCUUUGUCUAAUCCAUAUUUUUUAGAACCUAGCUUAUUUCAGCAAAAUAGUAUAUUUUUUUUAAAUGAAGCUAAUACUAUCGAAGGCUUCUUACAGAUACUUAAAACAAUGCCUUUGUCAAUAUUCACCUUAGACACUUUAGCAGACCUGGUUAACUCAAUCAUGAACUUAGAUCCACAAGAAUUAUUUAAAGCUCAAAUGUCUUAUAAAGCUGCAGAUGAAAUUUUGUACCAUAUUGAUAAAAUUUUUAAAACUUUUGACGAUACCAACGAGGCUAGACGUGAAAAUGUGUUGUUUGUUACAGUGUCCAAAAAAGACGCUUCACAUUUUUAUGGCAUCUCUAUAGAUGAAUACCAAGAAGUUGUAUGUAUACUAAACGAAGAAGAACUAAAUGCUGAUAAUAGUUUUAUAGUUUCAAUAAGCCCAAAAUUACAUCAACAAAUUAGGGAUGCAAAUACACAAAUAGUAAUUGCAAUUUUUUUCAAACAUGUCCUAUUUCCUUCCAAAGAAAAUCUGGAUCCUAAACUUCCCAUUGUCGAAGUGCUUAUCCCAAACAUAAAAGAAACACUUCAAGGUAAUAUUUUGAUUAAAUACAAAGAUGCCAUUAAAGGUGCAUGCUCUUACUGGAAUUAUCACAUAAAAUCCAGUAAGCCUGGCUACUGGAACCAAGAAGUAGAGUCAAGUGUUUACAGUAAUUCCACCGUUUGCAAAUUUAACCACGUCACCCAUUUUGCACUAGUUGCUAGUAUGCAUAAUAUCACCACGGACUUAGAAGAAAUAUUAGCAUCAAAUUUAACCAGCAUUGAAAAAAUUACCCAAAUUGACGCCAUAACUUCAUCAAAUCACAAUAAUUUAGUUGCAAUAGACAUAUUUCUUAUAUCACAAAUUUUAACGGGCACAUUAUAUGAUGGGCCAUUUCCAGGCUUAACUACUAGAAUAAUUAGUAAUUUAUUCAAAGUUCCUAGAGAAGUUUUACGUGAGUCUCAAGAGAUUCAUUCGGCCACCGAUAUUAUUUUGUAUUGCAUUGACGAAAUUGCUAGACUCUUGGAUAAUUCAGAAAAUCAUCAACAUAAUUUUUCACUUAUAGUUAAAAAUUUGGAAAACACCAAUGUGACUGGAAUUAUUGUACAUGACUGCGAGACUGAUAUAUGUUCUAUAGAGCUUCUGGACUAUUACGUUGAUGUUGCCAAUUAUUCCAGUAACGAGACUGUGUCAGCCAUGGUGCUUUUUGAUAAGGGUUUGGUAGAGCAAAUUAGGAAUUUAACAAAAAAUACUACCAUAGCAAUUUCUUUAUUUUACAACGAUGCUUUAUUUAAUGAAAUUAGCUUGGAGCGAAACACAUCUAAGAUAUUUGGAAUAAUUUUUCCUGGACUUGUAAAUUCUAGUAACUUGGAAGGCAAUGUUUCAGUGAUAUACAAUGUGGGUACCAAAUCCACUAAAGAUAGCAACCAAUGUGCUUAUUGGUACUAUCAUCCAGAUCCUUCAGGUGACUCUGGAAAUGGUACUCCAGGAGAAUGGAUGAAGGAUAAUAAUAAAAGAAGAAAAAAUAAAAUGGCCAUUUGUAGUUAUACCCAUGUAACACAUUUUGGCAUGUUAUUAGCCAAUGAUAACGAGCUGGAUGAUGAUCCAAUCUUGGAUUUAAUUACAAGCAUUGGAUGUGGUCUGUCAAUAUUUGGCAUUAUUGUCAUCCUGCUGACUGCCAUGCUGUUUAAAAAAUGGAGAAGAAAUACUGGCAAUAUAAUUCUUAUGAAUUUCGCUGUGGCAAUAUCCUUGAAAAUAAUUGCAUUAUAUACCAGUGUAUAUGUGAGAAAUUACGCAACGUAUAUGAUAAGUUGUACAAUUAUAGGUGUUAUCCUCCAUUAUGCAAUUUUAUCUGAAUGUACUUGGAUGUUAACAGUGGCCAUCUUGCAAUUCAAAAGGUUUGUUGAGGUACUAGGAGGUCCACCAAAAUAUGUUCUUAUAAAAGCUUUGAUAUGUGGUUGGGUAUUUCCCCUAAUUCCUGUCAUUUGUAUAGUUUGUAUUGAUCCGAAAAACUAUGAAAAGGGUUUGGCAAAUGUAUGUUAUCCUUCAAAUCUGGGUUUAUAUUUAGGCGUGUGGCUGCCGAUACUUAUGAUCUUAACAAUAAAUGGUAUUAUAUUUAUUUUUAUUAUAUAUAACGUCUUCCAUAAAAAAACCGAGUGUAUCGACACGAAUCAUGACAUUUUGUUUCAGUGGAGACUGACUUUAUUGCUAUUCUUCAUGUUGGGAUUGAACUGGGGAUUUGGGUUUUUAGGCCAAAUUAAGGGAGAUGUUUUAUUUACGUACUUAUAUACUAUAACUGCUUCCUUACAAGGAUUUAUACUAUUUUUGUUUUUUAUUGUAUUUAAUAAAAGUACCAGAUUUCUGUAUACCCAAAGUGUUAAGCAGUGGUUUUAUGCGAGAGGAAUUUUUAAGGUUUGGCAAUCGGAUAAAUCCAAAAGUAGUAGUAAAAAUUAAUUAAUUUAUGUGAUAAGUUACGUAUUUUUAUUAAUAAAGUGAAUAAGCAUUGUCA
Anthonomus grandis grandis is the source of this 6582-nucleotide messenger RNA. RefSeq lists its product as uncharacterized. Gene Ontology annotation, molecular function: G protein-coupled receptor activity. The record is from RefSeq and is a predicted model, not a curated record. Lineage: Eukaryota; Metazoa; Arthropoda; Insecta; Coleoptera; Curculionidae. The transcript is spliced from 7 exons. Bases 12 to 6527 code for a protein of 2171 amino acids. Gene Ontology annotation, biological process: G protein-coupled receptor signaling pathway; cell surface receptor signaling pathway. Gene Ontology annotation, cellular component: membrane.